This is a messenger RNA of Rangifer tarandus platyrhynchus (Svalbard reindeer), 1554 nucleotides long. NCBI's taxonomy places the organism in Eukaryota, Metazoa, Chordata, Mammalia, Artiodactyla, Cervidae. The record is from the annotation of a GenBank genome assembly.
AACGCGGACAACGGGGCGCUUGAGGCAUUUCCCUACCUCACGAUGCUGCCGAUAGCUAGGAAGCUGCCUCCGGAGUCUACCAGCGCUCCCGCCUUUAUCGCAGAAUAUUUGCCUUCCGACACAGCUAUACCGCAAGCAAAUUCGACUCCGUCAGCCGUUUCCCGAUUCCCUUCCUUGCUUUCCGCUACGUUGUCUCCAUCGUCGUCUGCGGGUGUAUUCUUGCAAGACCGCAAGCAUGCAAACACAACGGAGGGUGGUGGGAGUACUCCCGUAACUUCCACGCUCAUACAGCAAGCACAAACAGAUCAAGAGGUGCCACGGCAGCACGAAAACACAACGGAGGGCGGUGCAACUCAGGGUAUGAAUCCACAGCGACUGGUGCAGCAGCAGGAACCGCAGCAGCUGCUCACGCUGUUGUCGCUUCAGCAGCGCCUGGCUUCCCGGCAAGAGCCUACGGCAGGCGGGGCCCAGGUCAACGUGGAUAGCGCGGAGGAAGAGGUACAGCUCGAAGCCUCAUGUGCCUGCUACGACCCCGCUGACGAGCCAUGUACAGCGGAAGAAGCAUAUGACUCGUUAAUGGACCUCGCCAGUUUUCUGAAGGAGCCGCUUUGUAGCGAUUCCCCCAGUACUGCAGCAGCCUUCUUCUCCAUAACUAACCUUCAAGGAACAGCAGAUGCGAGCAGAUAUUUCGCCGCUCGUGGACUCGGCCGCGUGCACUGUCCACAGCCUGGCUUUGAGAGGGGAGCCGUAGACGAAGCAACCCGGAAGCAUGUUCCAGUUGUUACUUUCUCGAAGUUCAGGGACCUAGCAGACCUCAACCAGUUCUGUCAAGACGGUCUUCCUCAGUGGCAGCAGACGCCCCCAGCACGUGUGACCGUGUACCAAGUGCAUCUGCGCACCGGGUCUGUUAUGAAUGCGUCGCGACAGACGCACCCUCAUGCGGCUCUCACAGACGAGAUAAGCAGCCCUAGACAUGUUGGUGCCAGCACAAGGGACGGGACACCUGAGACUGCAUGUGCUUCUUCUGAUUUUGCUGUUGUGCAACCUGUCGCUUAUCUCGCUGUGGUGCGGCUAUUAAAGCGAGACUACGGAGCCGUGAAGCCGCUGCUGAUGCUGCACUGUCGGCCGCCGCAGCGGCCUUAUAAUUCCUUUGGUCCCGUCAGAAGCAGGGACUGUAUUGCCCCCCGCUAUUGCACGAUCGUGCGCAUGUACAGCGUCAUUCUUAUGGGAGCUUGUGAGUGCCCGUUCGGAGGCAGCCCCCUGCGCCUCCGAGGAGGCCCUAGCUUCCGUGCAGACCUGGAGUGCGCAGGCGGGAGGAGAUAUGCGACACCGACUCCCGCGUACGGAUCACAGCCAAAGAUCGACUUGCCGUUUAUGUGCACCUCCCGCGGCUUCGAGCGUUUGAGCGAUGAAGAGACGAUCGACUGUUCUUCGACACUCGGGUACUACGUCUUCUGCGCAGGGGAUACACCCGACGACGAGACCAGCACUCUUCUUCCUGGCGAACACGGUGGUAGCGAAGACGCAGCACAGUUCUUGGAACAAGCCGCGUAG